GUCGCAAUGUCGAAAUGUCCUAAAAAAUGCUAAAAGCCAACACGUUCCAGCAGUCGAAAGUAUCGUGCCAAACGCUUUUCUCAAAAUUUAAUUGCAAACGUGCCGUCGACAUUAGACAUAAGCUAUAACUCGGAAUCGCAAAGUAAUGCCAAUGACAUAAUGGAUCCAAUUACUUUCGGUGUUUUAACAAUCAGUGACACCUGUUACAAUGACCGCUCGAAGGAUCGCAGCGGUCCGCGUUUGGUGUCUCAGAUCAUGCAGGCCUUCAGAAAUGCGCAGGUAGUCGCCAGCGUGGUGCCCGACGAAAACAGCCUCAUUCAGAGCGAGCUGCGUCAGUGGAUCAACAGGGAGGAGGUUCGCAUCAUCUUUACCACGGGCGGCACCGGUCUGGCCCCACGCGAUGUGACCCCCGAGGCCACUAAGCCGCUGCUCGACAAGGAGUGCCCACAAUUGAUGACGGCCAUAACCCUGGCCUCGCUGAAAAAGACGACUUUUGCGGCUCUGUCGCGCGGAGUUUGUGGCAUCGCUGGCAAUACACUGAUCCUGAACUUCCCCGGGAGCGAAAAGGCAGUAGCCGAAUGCUUUGGAACGGUGAAGGAUUUACUGCCCCAUGCACUCCAUCUGAUCAACGACGACGUGGCCCUGGUGCAACGCACCCAUGCCCAGGUGCAGGGUACGGAGACGGUGGAGGCCCAAAUUCACGUCUGCCCUCACCAGACAGGAGUUGGAGACGGCAGGGAUCGCCACUCGCCCUUUCCCAUGCUCCCCAUCUCGGUGGUCAUGGAUAUCAUAUUCGGAGUGGUGCAACGCACUACCUGCUUGGAAGAUGACAUCUGGAAAACGACCUCGCCGGUGAAUAUACCACCCUUCCGUGCCUCUAUCAAGGAUGGCUAUGCCAUGAAAUCGACUGGCUUCUCCGGCAGCAAGCGUGUCGUAGGCUUCGUUGCCGCCGGUGAUGCGCCCUGCGCACAGCCUCUGCAAGAGGAUGAGUGCUUCAAGAUAAAUACGGGUGCCCCACUGCCAGACCAAGCGGACUGCGUGGUCCAAGUGGAGGAUACCCUUUUGGUGAGUCGCGACAAACAUGGAGAAGAGAGUCUAGUAGAAAUUAUGGUGGAGCCAAAGCCGGAAUUGGAUGUGCGUCCCAUUGGUCACGAUUUGCGCAUCCACGAUUCCAUUUUCCCUAUUACGGAUUCUUCACCCGUUGUCAUUCAGUCUCUACUGUCCUCUGUGGGCAUAUCUAAGAGCUUACCCAAGCCCAAGGUGGCCCUCGUCUCCACGGGGAGCGAGCUGCUCGCGCCGGGUGAGCUGCCUGUUCCUGGCAAGGUCUACGACUCUAAUGCCACGAUGCUGGAGGAGCUGCUACUCUAUUUUGGCUUCAACUGCGUACGCACCGUUGUGCUGAGCGACAACUUACCGGAGACCAAAAGAUCUCUAGUCCAACUUUUUGAAAAGGUGGAAUUUGUCAUCUCUACUGGCGGCGUCUCAAUGGGCGACAAGGACUUUAUAAAGACAGCGCUGGAGGAACUCAACUUCAAGAUCCACUGCGGCCGGGUCAACAUGAAGCCUGGCAAGCCCAUGACCUUUGCCAGCAAGGAUAACAUGUGUUUCUUUGGACUGCCGGGGAACCCCGUAUCCGCCUUUGUCACAUUCCAUCUGUUUGCGCUCCCAGCCAUCCGCUGGGCCGCCGGCUGGGAGAGAACCAAGUGUCCCCUGGCGACCAUUCAAGUAAAGCUGUCUCAAGACCACAUUUUGGAUCGACGUCCAGAGUACGUCCGUGCUUCGGUGACCUCCAAAAACGGUCAACUCUAUGCUAGCGUCAAUGGAAAUCAGAUCAGCAGCCGUUUGCAGAGCAUUGCAGGGGCCGACGUGCUUGUACACCUACCGGCACGCAGCUCCGAGUGCUUCAAGGCAAGUGCCGGCGAGUCCUAUCCCGCCUCCGUGCUGCGCUACGACUUCAUAUCCAAGUAUGAGUAAGUGGACCUCCCGUUUCACCGAAUCCAUCGAUAGCCCUAAGACCACAAGAAUUCCUAAACCAAUCGAAUGUUAGUAAGGACUCCAAAGCCCAUCGUAGAU
This is a messenger RNA of Drosophila persimilis, 2073 nucleotides long. It is a transcript of the gene cin, whose product is annotated as molybdenum cofactor synthesis protein cinnamon. The transcript is spliced from 8 exons. Lineage: Eukaryota; Metazoa; Arthropoda; Insecta; Diptera; Drosophilidae. Gene Ontology annotation, cellular component: dendrite; postsynaptic specialization; cytosol. Gene Ontology annotation, molecular function: molybdopterin molybdotransferase activity. Gene Ontology annotation, biological process: gamma-aminobutyric acid receptor clustering; glycine receptor clustering; Mo-molybdopterin cofactor biosynthetic process. The coding region runs from base 160 to 1974 and encodes 604 amino acids. The record is from RefSeq and is a predicted model, not a curated record.